AUGGGGCUUGAUGAACAGAAGUGUGUUAAUGCUGACUCGACGGGCACCCACUCCAUGUACACCACCUACAAGGACUAUGAGAUCAUGUUCCAUGUGUCCACCAUGCUGCCCUACACACCCAACAAUAAGCAACAGUUACUACGAAAGCGGCAUAUUGGGAACGAUAUUGUUACAAUCGUGUUCCAGGAACCUGGCGCGCUCCCCUUCACCCCCAAAAAUAUUCGCUCACACUUCCAGCACGUCUUUGUGGUUGUGCGAGCUCACAACCCAUGUUCCGAAAACAGCUCCUACAGUGUGGCCGUCACUCGUUCCAAAGAUGUGCCCUCAUUCGGUCCUCCCAUCCCAGAAGACGUGACCUUUCCCAAAUCCUCCGUGUUCCGGGACUUCCUGCUGGCCAAGGUCAUCAAUGCAGAAAACGCCGCCCACAAGUCACAGAAGUUCCGCACCAUGGCCACCCGAACGCGACAGGAGUACCUGCGCGACCUGGCCGAGCGCCACACCACCAGCACUCCCAUCGACCCCUCCGGAAAGUUCCCCUUCAUCUCGCUGGCGCACAAGAAAAAGGAGAAGAGCCGGCCGUAUGGAGGAGCAGAGCUGCGCAGCCUGGGGGCCGUCACCUGGCUCGUCCAGGUGGAGGACCACGGGACGGGGGGGGAGCUGGAGGCCCUGCUGGCCGUCUCCAAUGACUUCCUCAUCCUGUUGGACCAGGGGGCCAAGGCCGUGGUGUUUAACUGCGCCGCUAAGGACGUGAUCGGCUGGACGGCGAGCAGCCCUGCGUCUUUGAGGAUAUUCUACGAGCGCGGGGAAAGUGUGUCUCUGAGGAGUAUCAGUAACAACACGGAGGAUUUCAAGGAGGUGGUCAAACGUCUCGAGUUCCUGACUAAAGGCUGUGAGACAUCAGAGAUGACGCUCCGUCGAAAUGGCCUGGGGCAGCUCGGCUUCCACGUGAACUACGAGGGCAUCGUGGCUGAGGUGGAGCCGUAUGGAUACGCCUGGCAGGCAGGACUGCGUCAGGGAAGCCGAUUGGUGGAAAUCUGCAAAGUUGCCGUAGCAACGCUGACCCACGAGCAGAUGAUUGACGUCCUGCGGACCUCAGUGGCAGUGCGGGUCGUGAUCAUCCCGCCACAUGAUGACGCCACCCCACGCAGGGGCUGUUCGGAGCUCUAUCGGAUGCCUGCGUCAGAUUAUAAGAGCAGCAGCGGCGAAAGCGGCUCCUUCGAAUACAAGUUCCCGUUCCGCAACAACAACAACAAGUGGCAGCGGACGUCCAGCAGCCCCCAGCAGUCCCUGACCGCCUCGCCGCAGCCGCACACCCCUAACCGGGCCAUCAGCCUGGGCAGCUCCGGGGGGAAGACCCUGUCUGCAGAGAGGCUGGAGCGAGGGGCCGUCAUCCCGCGCAGCGUCAGCAGUGACGGCCGGCCCCUCGACACCAAGAGGAUGUCUCCGGGCUGUGAGAGUUACAGCCUGGCCUCCGCCAUGGCUCUGGGUCGCUCCCCUCACAACCGCAGCUCUCCGAGCAACCUGUCCUGCUCCAGCGACGCCUCGGGGAGCUCUGCUCACUGGAGGCAGAAGUCCAUGCCUGAGCAGUAA
This is a messenger RNA of Notothenia coriiceps (black rockcod), 1590 nucleotides long. Its product is annotated as signal-induced proliferation-associated 1-like protein 1. Gene Ontology annotation, molecular function: GTPase activator activity; protein binding. Lineage: Eukaryota; Metazoa; Chordata; Actinopteri; Perciformes; Nototheniidae. The transcript has 8 exons. Gene Ontology annotation, cellular component: cytoplasm. Bases 1 to 1590 code for a protein of 529 amino acids. Gene Ontology annotation, biological process: regulation of small GTPase mediated signal transduction. The record is from RefSeq and is a predicted model, not a curated record.